CUUCUUUCACACACAGGUGCCUGAAGAGCUGGGGAGUCGCUGCCAGUCCAAGACACCUUGAGCUGGUAAUUCCUACAGAAACUUGUACCAACUUGUUCUUGACUGACAGCGAGCGUUUCUUCACUUUGAGAAACCCUCAGCACUACCUCUUUCACCUGCCUCUACAUGGGCUGAUCAUUUCCUGGCCUGGUCGUGGUUUCCCAUCUACCCAGGAGCCGGCACUGGGCACUCCACAGACGAGACCGCAUUCCCCAGGGUGCUUCCGGAGGCCAGAUCUGCGCUGGACGCUUCUGCCCGGGGGUGUCGUGAGUGACUCCCAAGCACACUCCUUGUGGCACGGAAAAGAAUGCUUAGCCCCACAGUGGCAGAGCCGGAAGGGCGUGGAGAAUAAAGAGCAAAGCAGCUGAAGAACAGCCCAGGGGCUGCAUGAGCCCAGCGCCUCUGCUCCACUGUGGUGAGCCACUCACGGUUCAUUGUGAGGAACAGUCACAUGACCUCCCAACACAGGAAGCAGAAACGCUCCCGGCCCAAAGGGUCAGGCCUAGGUCAUCAAAAAAAUCAGUGUGUCAGAAAUAGCUGGUGCCUAAGAAGCUUUUCCAGCAACUUUUCAUAUCAACAAGAGGCUGCAUCUUGUCAGACUGCCAUAGCAGAGCCCCAUGGUAGCCAGGUGGGUGAAGGGAGGCGAGGACGUGCCACUUGCCCUUCGGAAGAUUCCUGACCUGCAGAGUGGUCUGAGGAGCCUGACCAUGGAUGCCGUUCACGUUGGCAUGUCCAGGGCAUCGCUGGUGAAGCACAGCAAUGGGGUUGGCCUCAAGGCCCACCGCCCUCGGGUCAUGUCUAAGAGCGGACACAGCAAUGUGAGGAUUGACAAAGUGGACGGCAUCUACCUGCUCUACCUGCAGGACCUGUGGACCACGGUCAUAGACAUGAAGUGGCGCUACAAGCUCACCCUGUUUGCCGCCACCUUUGUGAUGACAUGGUUUCUCUUCGGUGUGGUCUAUUACGCCAUAGCCUUUAUCCACGGCGACCUGGAGCCUGCAGAGCCUAGUUCUAACCACACGCCCUGCAUCAUGAGAGUGGACUCUCUGACCGGGGCCUUCCUCUUCUCCUUGGAAUCCCAGACCACCAUUGGCUACGGGGUCCGUUCCAUCACGGAGGAGUGUCCUCAUGCCAUCUUCCUCUUGGUUGCCCAGCUGGUCAUCACCACGUUGAUUGAGAUUUUCAUCACCGGGACCUUCCUGGCCAAAAUUGCGAGACCCAAAAAGCGAGCCGAGACCAUCAAGUUCAGCCACUGUGCGGUCAUCAGCAAGCAGAACGGGAAGCUGUGCCUGGUCAUCCAGGUGGCCAACAUGAGGAAGAGCCUCUUGAUCCAGUGCCAGCUCUCGGGGAAACUUCUCCAGACGCACGUCACCAAAGAGGGGGAGCGCAUCCUCCUCAACCAGGCCACGGUCAGGUUCCACGUGGACUCGUCGUCCGAGAGCCCCUUCCUCAUCCUGCCCAUGACCUUCUACCACGUGCUGGAUGAGACAAGCCCGCUGCGGGACCUCACGCCUCAGAACCUGAAGGAGAAGGAGUUUGAGCUGGUGGUGCUUCUCAACGCCACCGUGGAGUCCACCAGUGCCGUGUGCCAGAGCCGCACGUCCUACGUCCCCGAAGAGAUUUACUGGGGCUUUGAGUUUGUGCCCGUGGUCUCUCUCUCCAAGAACGGGAAGUACGUGGCCGACUUCAGCCAGUUCGAGCAGAUCCGCAAGAGCCCGGACUGCACCUUCUACUGUGCCGAUUCGGAGAAGCAGAAGCUGGAAGAGCAGUACCGGCAGGAGGACCAGAGGGAGCGGGAGCUGAGGAGCCUCCUGCUGCAGCAGAGCAACGUGUGAGCCCGGGCCCCUGGGCGCCCCUGGCUCUGCUAAACAGGGGCUCCUCUCGGAGGCCGGGCCAGGUGGGACCUGCCACACGGCCACACAGAUGGUCACGGUUCAGCUUUCCCUCUGUCUGGAGGCUGAGCAAGCAUUUCUGAACAUAAGAGUGCCUGGUCAGAGGUGAACACUCAAAAUCAGAUUCUGCCCCCGACCCCCUGAAAUGGAACCCUGUCCUGAAGAAGUGAGCACAGGAAGGUGGAGAGGCUUCCUGCUGAGGGGCAGACAUACAGCAAUGCUGAUGUAGAUUAAAUGAAUGUCCAGGCAAGAGCAUCAUCGUGUAAGACAAAGUAUUUAUUAGCCACCCUUCAAAGGCGCCAGUGGCCAGGUCUGAGGUGUGACUCACUUUGCUGUGGCUUAAGAGCCUGCUCUUUCUCUUGUUCCAGUACUUAAGUUGUUAUUUGUAAUGGCGGUCAUCUGGUAAUGGCUCAAAAGUGUUGGCAAAGAAAGUGAGGAUGUUAAGCUUGCAAAAUACAGUCAUUUUCUGUUCACAAUUUUCAAUGGAUUUAAUUGUGUAGGGUGAAAGCAAUCAAGUCAGGAAUCAAGAGUUCUGAAAGUGUGUUGAUACCUUGAUUCCAUUGUCCCAUUAUUUUUGGGGGAAGAGUGUACUAGUCUCUUUUUCCUUCAAAAUGUCCUUCACAGACAAGCCAACCAGCACCAUUUAGGGACAUACUGGCAACCUGCACAGUCUGGUUUCAGCCAGGCUCACAGAACCGUCAGUACCAUAGGCUCUGCUCUGAGUAAUGUUUUAGUGUGAUUUUUCUGUGGAUCUAUCUAGAUCCACACAGGAAAAUGUCUGUGUGAGUGCCGCAGCAGGCGACCUGCCCUUGGUCAGUGCUGUCAGUGUAUCUCAGCCAUUCCAGUGUUUCCCUGUGAACACUCCCUGGCCACAGAAAAAACACAUGUCUUAAGAAUGAAACAGCUCAAUCCUCAUGUGGUGGUGCACACCUUUAAUCCCAGCACUCAUCGAGGCAGAGGCAGUCGGAUCUCUGGGAGUUCGAGGCCAGCCUGGUCUACAGAGUGAGUCCAGGACAGCCAGGGCUACACAGAAAAACCCUGUCUCUAAAAAAACUGAACAAACCCCCAAACCCCUGAAAGCCAAGACUGUCACGGUUGUGCUAAGCACAUGAUUUGAAGACUAUAUUCCGCACAGAAGACAACUGAAACUGUGCCAUAAUAUACAAAGUGAGAACAGAUGCUGAGGUUUGCAGGGCCCGAGAGAACACUGAGGAAAGAGCUAAGUGGGGGGGGUGUUGUGAACAGGAGGACCCUCGGGCAAGAGUCACGGGCAUAUCCUUAGUGUGCGAACCCGAACAACCCAGUACAACCUGCAUUUCCUUGCAGAAAGAGAAUGUGUGGGCCAGGAUCGGCCGGAUAUGUAAAAGAUUCGUGUUCACUUCACUCAAAUCAGGACAAACUGUGCACUCACCAAGUGCCAAGUGACCACGAAUGUGCAGGCAGUACACACACAUACGCACACGCACGCACACACGCACACACACACCUCAGACAAUAUGCCAGUGUGUGCUUGCACUCUGCAAACACAGUACCAGGCGGCUGGGGUCUGUCACACUCACAAAGUGCACCCCAGUUAUCCGCGUGUUCACUUUGACUCUGUAAGAAAUUGACACUGGCCGCAGAGAAACUGAGUCAUCAGCGGGAUCCAACCACUGGUGUGAACUGUGACCCACCCAGACACAACCUCACGGCCACACCUGCAAGCGCCUUUCCUUUAAACAACAGCAACAAAAUGUGUAAACACAGUCUAUCAAGGAAGAUUUGGGGCUGGAGAAAUGGCCCAGUGUGUAAGAGCAGGAGGACACCUGCUCAGAUCCCCAACGCCCAUCUACCAAGCUGGGAGGAUGUCGUGAGCCGUGGGCGCUGAGACAGGAAUCCCACUGGGACCUGCUGGGUGCCUGAAGGGCCCCAGGUGCAGGAAGAGGCCUUGUCGUGAAGGAUUAGGUCAGAAAGGGGGACAGUGACUCCUCUGGCCUCCAGGCACAUCCCCCGCCCCUCCUCCACAAGUCCCUUAAUACAUGCACACACACACACACACACACACACACACACACAC
Psammomys obesus (fat sand rat) is the source of this 3987-nucleotide messenger RNA. It is a transcript of the gene Kcnj15, whose product is annotated as potassium inwardly rectifying channel subfamily J member 15. Gene Ontology annotation, biological process: potassium ion import across plasma membrane; regulation of monoatomic ion transmembrane transport. Gene Ontology annotation, molecular function: inward rectifier potassium channel activity. Lineage: Eukaryota; Metazoa; Chordata; Mammalia; Rodentia; Muridae. Gene Ontology annotation, cellular component: plasma membrane. The transcript is spliced from 7 exons. The record is from RefSeq and is a predicted model, not a curated record. The coding region runs from base 657 to 1874 and encodes 405 amino acids.